AUGCCGCCGCCUACAGCCAUAGAAGCGUCGGACCAUAGCAAUCAUUCGGUGGGGUCCGCGGGCAUGACUGUUGAGAAAUGGUUUGACUAUUCGAACAAGCGCCCACAGGCUGGAACCAGAACAACCUUCCAAGAUGACGAAUCCCCAUAUUACCUCCCACAUGGCAGUUCCGCAGAGACAGGAAAAGAAAAUCCGCACGAUCAUACACAUGACAGUAACCCUCCCCUCCGACCCUUUGCGGGUUUCAUUGCGGGCACCAAUGGCAGUGGCUCGGAUAGUUAUAGGAGCGUGAUAGACGAUCUCACAGUGCAGAACAAGCUACUCAAGGAAAGGCUCCGAAGGUAUGAGACUUCCGAUAGUCCUCAUUUAGAGAAGGAUAAGUUGUUCGAGGUCAAAAUCCAUGCAUUGCCAUCGAAAAAGAGACAGGAGCUAGAGGACUUGCUCCGAAUAUUUGCUUCGAACUCCAGUUACUCGGAUGAUGGCAUAAGCACCGACUCCAAAGAAGCUUCGAAGGGUACUAGUAGCUCAUACCAUUCCCAUCUUCUUGCGUCUGGAUCCGAACCUGUACAAAUCAAUACUUCAAUAUCAUCGAUCUCAAAUUCUCGUCCUGUUGACUCGGCUUAUGCUUCUAUGCCCGCCUCUGGGCCAACUUCUGUCUCUGGAUUAAAGGUUAGAACAUCAGAGCCACAGUCAAAAAUCGCCGAAAAGCAAAAUAUCAACUCUUUCUCAGAUGAUAUACCAGAAGGUUUGUUACCGAGGCACGUCGUGGCCAUGACUGAGAGGCAGAAGAAAAUCCUGGUCGUGAGACGUCUUGAGCAGCUCUUUACUGGAAAGGUAAAUGGGAUUCUGGGAGACCAUAAUCAACCCUUGCAACAGCAGGAGGUGUCAAAGUCAGCGCUGAGGGCAGAACAGGAAGGCCGCGAGCCUUUUGCUUCGACUGAAGGAAUUCGCGAGGCUCUCAUCAAGCCACAACCGGUUGACGUGGGCAAAUCAACACCUCUCAACUUCGUCACUGAGCGGAGCAAUGAUUCUUCCACUUCCAGGCACUCAUUUGGAGCUAUUGUUGAUAGUAAUGCACCUCCUGAACAACGUCCCACCAGGCCGUUAGACUUGGAUCCGGAUCGAGCACAAGUCCCUGCCGAUAACAUCGAGUAUAUCCGUCAUCUCGGCUUUUCCGCACCCCAGUUGAUGAGCGAGGACUCCUCGGAUGCUGAAGCAGAUUCCCAGGGCUGGAUCUACUUGAAUCUUCUAAUCGGCUUAGCCCAGCUGCAUAUUAUCAAUGUUACUCCGGAUUUUGUUAGAGCUGCUGUGAAGGAUAUUAGUUCAAAGUUUCAGUUGUCUCGUGACGGCCAGAAGAUGAGAUGGAGAGGAGGCACAGAGGGAUCUCAUAUUAGCAGUGAUGGCGAUGCUAGUUCACGAAUACACUCUCCCAACGACAGCGCCAGUUUGGAAAAAUCAAAUAGGAAAAAACGCAAGUUAGACGAAUUCCAAACACGCAGGUCUGCUCAAGGACGGUUUGCUUCAGCUCCUAUUCAGGCUUACGAUCCAGCUUCAUCGAAAUCUGCGUCUACACUCGCCAACGCUUUGCACUACAGACCCCUCUUUAAUCACCAUAGCUCAAAAGAUGACUCGAACUCUUCUGACAACGAUCCCUCGAACAUACCUUAUAACCUAGGAGGAGAGGGGCGCGUCUCGCGGUCAGCCCAUCUUCGGAGCCACAUAUCUCGGCCGGAAUCGUCUAGUCAACAACGCCGACAAGAGGGCCCAAUCGUUUUCUACAACGGAGCCAAAUUCUUCACGGACUUGUCAGGUGAUCGUGGGAACAUUUCGACUCUACAACACGUCACUGGUGUUGGAAAGCACGGUGACUACAGCCUUGACGCUCUGGGAUGCUCGUCUCGGAAAAGUAGAUCAGCCAUUUUGCGAACCCCCUCUGGAUCUCUGAUGCAGUAUCGACCCUUCAAAGACUACUCUGGCGACAUCAUGGAUCAGCUCAGUGAAAAGUCACAUAGUACCGAUAACUUGGCUAUUGAGCCGGGUGUGAAAUGGUCGUCUCCCAAACCUUCAACCGCAACCCCUCUGAUGGUUUUCAAUGCUAGUGGACUUGGCGGCACUCGACCUGCGGAUCACUUCGCGGUCACAGUGGAAACGCGACGGGCGAAGCUUGAGAGCACGGCCCGGGCAAAAUCAUCAAGAUUUUCCGCCACUGGUCCGCAUACAAGGAGAUUUCAGCACAACAUUCCAAGAGCGUCCUUAGAUCUUUUUCGAGAUUCGGAAGAAGAGCAUACUACGGAAACACUUCCAUUGAAGAUAGAGGUUGUCUCGACGCAUUUUCAUAAACUAGAACCAUCAGAAUUACCUGCCCCAACGGGAUACUACGCUGAUUCAUCCAGCUCUGACGAAGACUCCGAUUACAGUUCUUCAUCUUACUCGGGAAUCUCGCAUCUUCGCCGACCAAUCUUUCGUGAGCAAGGGCGUUCUACUUGGGCCGUCGGAAUGCAAUUAUCCCACGCGCAGACUGCGGAUGAAGAUAUAAAUAUGGAUGAUGACGAUGACAGCGAGGAGGUCAUGAACAUGGAGAUGUCCUAG
Molecule: messenger RNA, 2589 nt
Organism: Lachnellula hyalina
Lineage: Eukaryota; Fungi; Ascomycota; Leotiomycetes; Helotiales; Lachnaceae
Gene: FRQ
Product: Frequency clock protein
Exons: 2
Coding region: 1-2589 (862 amino acids)
Biological process (GO): regulation of DNA-templated transcription; circadian rhythm
Cellular component (GO): cytoplasm; nucleus
Source: RefSeq, a predicted model, not a curated record